Messenger RNA from Drosophila grimshawi, 538 nucleotides. RefSeq names its product gram-negative bacteria-binding protein 3. Gene Ontology annotation, molecular function: carbohydrate binding. The transcript has a single exon. The coding region runs from base 34 to 402 and encodes 122 amino acids. NCBI's taxonomy places the organism in Eukaryota, Metazoa, Arthropoda, Insecta, Diptera, Drosophilidae. The record is from RefSeq and is a predicted model, not a curated record.
CUUAGCACAAUUGACUUCUGAACGGAGCACAAGAUGCGUUCAUAUUUGUGCUGCGCUUCUCUACUGACGGCUGUGAUGCUCUGUCUGGCCUACGAGGUACCCGAGGCUCGAGUAUCUGUGUUUCAUCCCAAAGGAUUUGAGAUAUCCAUUCCGCAUGAGGAGGGCAUCACACUUUUUGCUUUCCACGGCAAGGUGAACGAGGAGUUUGAUGGAUUAGAGGCAGGCACUUUGGCGCGUGAUAUACCCACUGCAAAGAACGGACGCUGGACAUUUAUGGAUCGUAGUACAGUAUUGAAGAUGGGUGACACAUUGUACUACUGGACCUAUGUAAUUCACAAUGGUUUGGGAUAUCGCUUUGAUGAUGGCGUUCAUGUAGUCACCGAGUUUACAAACAAAACAUAGCAGAUUAAACUUUUUUAUUAAUAGCUAUUGAAUUAUCUUCAAUAUGUGAAUCAUAAUUAAGUUGUUGUUUUUCUAUCUAUGGUGCUAAUCGAAAUUUGUGAAUUGCGUUUUCUUAUAUGAAUAAUAUAUACAAUUU